Lycium ferocissimum is the source of this 618-nucleotide messenger RNA. Its product is annotated as protein MAIN-LIKE 1-like. NCBI's taxonomy places the organism in Eukaryota, Viridiplantae, Streptophyta, Magnoliopsida, Solanales, Solanaceae. Bases 1 to 618 code for a protein of 205 amino acids. The record is from RefSeq and is a predicted model, not a curated record. The transcript has a single exon. Gene Ontology annotation, biological process: meristem development; meristem maintenance.
AUGGGAGUUUUAGAGGUAGGCGAUGAGCAAUCUGAUGAAGGAAUCAUCACUGCACUUAUUGAGAGAUGGCGUCCAGAAACGCAUAUUAUUCAUAUGCGCACUGGAGAAUUUACCAUCACAUUGCAGGAUAUUGAGGUCUUAUGUGACAUUCCCAUAGAUAGUGAUCCAUUGGUGCAGGCUGGUGUUAGACAAAUAAGUAAAUCAAGGUGGCGAGAGUUGAUGUUCGAGCUUACUGGUUGGUUGUCUGAAGAAGGAUCAAUUAAAGGUAAUAGCUUGUUGAGAAUAAAAGCAUUAUCUAAGCAUGUGGAAAUCUUGGAUGAUAUUGAUGACGACACCGACGAGAUUGUGGUGCAACAGAGGGUUAGGUUGUACCUGCAUUGGCUGUUUGGUGGCACGAUAUUUCCUGAUAAUACUGGUGCAUUGCUUAGUUUAGACUUUUUGCUUGACAUAAGGGACCUUGAUGCAAUGGGCAGGAAAGCUUGGGGAGCAGCGGCAUUAUCAUACUUGUACAAUUCUCUAUGUCAUGCUUCGAUGUGGAAUAGCCGUGAAUUUCAUUAUUAUGUUGUUCCAUUUUCAUUAACCGUCUUAUUUAAUUGGAAAAAUAUUUCUAUAAUUUAA